UUCCGAUACGUUGGUCCUAAGUUCCCCUGAAUCCACAUCUGGAACUAAAACAUGAAAGAACGUAAGAUUCAGAUGGAACUAUCACAAGACGUGGUAGCCAGUACGAAAACGAGAAUUCCAUAGACUGAUUACGAUCCUGUAGACAACUAAAUUUGUACUCGGCAACAUUUGAGUAUCUAUUUUACUGAUUGGAGCUAACAUUGACUCAGAUGUAUGACUCUUUGAAUAACCAAUGAACAGCACCAAAUUAAGAAAUCAAAUGUUGAGACUGAGUGGAUCAAUAAAAGCACGUCUAGACGAUCCAUACGAGGGAUGCCAGGGAUAUGCCAUCAAUAUGGCAUGUAACCAGAACUUUUUAGCAAAAAGGGAGUGACAGUAUUCCGCGAAUAGUCAAUCCACCUGAGGUAGGAUCGAAGCCGACUAACAGAGUAGAGAGAAACCGAUUUGAUAUGGCAUCAACUUGUUGUUGUGAUGGUGAUGGUCGAAAGGUCUAACGUCGAUCGAAGUCCCGUUUAUGUUAUGGAAAAGGGCAGCCAUGGGUCGAUAUGGGGGUUAUCAAAAGACAUCCUUGGGAGCAGAUAUGCAUUCCCACCCCCAGUACUCUGUGGAUAUGUAUCUUUUGGCACAAAGCGAUUUGUGACUCUCAGUAGUCACCGCGACCCGUAUAGGAAAAAGCUCCCCGUUAUAAUAAUAUACCGAUGUUUCGAACAAAAGCGGCAGCAGAGGCAGUAAUCGCUACCUCUGUAGACCCUCAGCAGCCACGCGGAUCACAUCGUGGUCGCCAAGGGGUCCAGCGCGGAGGAUAACCCCUAGCAUAUAUGUCCCAUCCUGAGUUUUUCUCCCACGGCUGCUCCAUAGGACUUAGGUAUAGAUAGUCCAGAUAGGACUUACAUGUAGUAGUCGUCAAGGAGCAAGGCCGGGGGAGAGUAUAAUGGCCGUCUUGACUAGAUAAAAAAGACAACCAUCUCCGUAACGUUCUAGCAAAAUAAUAGCAUGUUGUCCAUCGAAGCAAAGCCCCAUAUGACUGUCAGGAUCGAGGUUGGCGAUAUUCCAGGGCUAUGUGAGCUCCCGAGUAGAUCAUGGUUCACAUAUAAGCGUGUGUGGAGGGGGCCUUUUUAAUGAAUAGAGAGGUAAUAGUAAGCACCGCAGUUAAAUGGAGGGAAGGCAAACAUUAACGGCCACACAUGUAUUUCCCUCAGGCCAUCCAAACAGAGGUAGGAGGGCCGUCAAGGACCCAGCAAUGACGGGAGAGGAGCAUCAUCACGCAUAGCCCAUGGUGUCAGCUAUAACCUGGGGGGAGAACAGAGGAUGUCAACAUAUAGCGGUGAAGGAGGGAUGUGAUGGUGGAAAUCCAGAAGCAGAGGAGGCAGGGGGUGGACGGGAGGGCAAGCAAGAUAUAGAAAUGCAGCAGGAGCCAGCAAGCAGGGAGUUGAUGUGACCACGUGACUAAAACAAGGUUUCGGAUAGCGGUAGGAAAGGAAACUCCGGUAUCCCCGGCUCCAUGAGUAAAACCAAUGCUCCGGCUUCGCAUCCGCUAGGGCUGUCUCCGGUGACUCUCAAGCAACUCUGUACGUGCUGGCGCCAUGUGAGCGCACAUGGCUAGUGUUUUGGCGGCCUCUGUUCCACCUGUUUCAACCUCAGGACGGCCAGCUUCUGCUUGUUUCAGGUCUGUCAGGGCGUCUGUAGGUACAACAGUCCAUCACAGCCUAGAAACAUACGACUCUCCGGAGGGCCACCCGACACACCACUCGGAGCAAGCCUCCCUCCCUUUCUCCUCCCGAGCGCCACGCCGUGGCAACAUCGCCAGGAAUACCUGAUUAACACAGCCAUGCAUAUCCACCCCCGCCCAGUUGAGAUUGAGAUCGUUAUCGUAUGUCGUUGACUUCUGGCAUGUUGCAAGGGAACAAGAGCUGGAUGACUCAGCAGAAAAGCGGAUACUACCAGCCCCCAAUCUGACCAACAGGGUGGACGGAAAGCGGUAAAUACGGCGUAACGCCUAAAUACCGCUAGAAGGAAACACGUUUGAACACAUAGCAAAACGCCAAGACAUGCUCACCGGCAUAAAAGUUUACAGUGGUGGAUCUGCUGUCACAUGAUCUCAACACUUUCAGAAAAAGUUAGGGCUUAGGUCUUAGGGCUAGCUGACCCCAGGACGAUAGGGUAAGGCCGCGACAAAAUGGAAUAUAGACGGAAGAUAGACGGAGACUGGAGACGAAGACGACGAUGAAGCUGAAGAUAUCGAAGUACCGGCAGGAGGUGGUAAAGACGGUAGACGAAUGACUGGGAUACGGCUUGGGACAGGAAAUACCGUGCCAGGAAGGGGACAACUCACCGAUGUGUCAACGGGUUCGCUCGUUGUAUGUAUCCAUGCAUCGUCCACGCCUUGACCCUCGAAGAUGAACCAUUACGACGCGCCCUGUAUAGAAAGAUGUAUAUUUAUAGCACAGUUCUAGGGAUAGGAUGCGGCCGCACAUCUAACCAGGCAUAUAAAUAGUAGGAGAGCCAGCUCGAUCCCUGCUGCCGGAGGCCGCCCGAUCCAUGUCCCUAACCAUGAUCUACGGCCAUCUCAUCGAACACCAUGAAGCUCGUUUGCUCAGAUAGGGAGGAGGACUUUAUUCUUACUUCUCGGGGGAAAUAAGGCUAGACAGAGAGAUAGCCGUACUGUCAACAGCAAUGCAUGAACUAUUAUUAGGAUGAUAGCCGGUCCCCUGGACGGUCAUCUGCCAGACCCUGUAGAAAUUUGAGGUAGUUACAGUAAAUAGUCAACUAGGUGCGUACGGUUGUUUGAAGCAGGAGAGAGAUUCAUAGCAGUUCUUGAUCCUCUGCGGAACGGCGCCGGACAUCAGCUGGACAAGCCACCGCAGCUGGAGGCAGAGCUAUAUAACUGGCCUCUCAUCUCCUCUGGCCACUGACUCUUCAUCCGCCCUUCAGCAUCGUCUGCUGGUCAUCUUAUCUCCUCAUCUUAUCUCUCUUAUCGUCUGAAUUCCAAAUCUCUCUAGUCGUGGCGUCAUAGCCAGGAACCUCGGCUUCUCCCACUAGCACUGCCUCACGCGGCUACACCAACCGCUCUCACCACCGACUUAUCCACACUCAAUUAACACAGUAUACCCUGCCAUCUACUUACAAUGGGUGAUUUCGGAGCCACUUCUUCCCUCGAUGAGCCCGUCUCUCUCCCCGGACAACGUGUUUCCCCCGAGGACGACGACAUCCACGUCCUGGUCACUGGGUUCGGCCCAUUCAAAACCCACCCACUCAAUCCCUCAUGGCUAAUCAAUUCUCUCCUCCCACAAUACGCUACCACCAGCAAAAACCGCCGAGUCCACAUCCAUGCCCACCCACGGCCGAUCCGAGUAGCCUACGCCGCGGUACGUGAGGAAAUGCCUCGUAUCAUCGAGGGGUUCCGAGCCGCUCACGACGGACGUCCACCUCAUUUGGUGAUUCACAUCGGCAUGGCUGCCACCAGACAGUACUAUGCCGUUGAGACGGUUGCUCACAGAGAGGGGUACAAACAUACGGAUGUAGAUGGGCAAUUUGGGAUACCGUUUGACCCCUCCUUGCCAGAGAGGCUACAACCGGGUGUUCCUACACCCUCUGAUUCUGCAUCUACAUCCGAGUCUACGGAUAAGGUGAAAGUUGUUCCGUCACCGCUUGAUACCGGCUUUUUGCAGACGUGGAGGAAAAGUCUACCUGCAGGACGAUCAAUUGAUGUCCGCCUAUCUCAUGAUGCGGGCCAUUAUCUGUGUGAAUAUAUCUAUUACACCAGUUUGUCAAUGGCGUGGGAGGAGAACAGACCACGGGCAGCGCUGUUCUUGCAUGUUCCUGGCUGGACAGAUAAAGCUAGUGUGGAGAUGGGCGUUGAGGUGGUAGUGGGUCUUGUCCGGGCCAUGGUGGAGAGCUGGAUUGUUGAGACGGAUGCUUAAAUACGGAGUACGAUCGAUUUGUUUACAUUAUUCUAUCUUAUUUCUUUUGACUACUUACCACUUCAUCUUCGUAUACAUGACUUACCCAUUUAUGUAUUUACCUACGUUGUCCUAUUUCAGAGUUGAUACCAAGAUGAAUAUGAGUUACGCAUAAACAGUUGG
Molecule: messenger RNA, 4082 nt
Organism: Trichophyton rubrum CBS 118892
Lineage: Eukaryota; Fungi; Ascomycota; Eurotiomycetes; Onygenales; Arthrodermataceae
Exons: 2
Coding region: 3126-3920 (264 amino acids)
Biological process (GO): proteolysis
Cellular component (GO): cytosol
Molecular function (GO): pyroglutamyl-peptidase activity
Source: RefSeq, a predicted model, not a curated record